AUCCCCGCGGGGAUCCCCGAGAGCCCUUCCGCGGGGGUCGGCAGGGCCCCCCAACACCGGAGGAGGGGGGGAAUCCCUCCUCCCCGCCCGGCCUCCGCGUACGCCCCGUCCCUCGGCGUGGGCGCCUCCAUCAGCUCCGCCGGCAUCUCCCCUCCCCCUCCCCACACACCCACACACUCUUCCCCAUCCCUCCUCCCCGCCACUCCGCAGCAGCGUGCUUUUGCAGCCUGUGCAGCUCGUGAGAAAGGAGACCCUUUCGGAGGAGCAGCAGCAGCCGCGGACACGCCGGGGCCAAGCAGGGAGGAUGGCCGGGGGGCGCCUCCCGGGACUGCUCUUCCUCUUGCACGCCGCGGCUCGCCUGGCUGCCGAGCAAGAAGUUGAAAAUCUCUCCGGGCUCUCCCCUAACCCCGAAAAGGACAUUUUCGUGGUGCGGGAAAACCGGACGACGUGUCUCAUGGCGGAAUUCGCCGCCAAGUUCAUCGUCCCCUACGACGUGUGGGCCAGCAACUACGUGGAUCUGAUCACGGAGCAAGCCGAUAUUCCGCUGUCGCGGGGAGCCGAGAUGAAGGGCAAGUGCGGCACCAACGAGUCGGAGCUGGAGAUCUCCUGGCUGGAGCAAGCGUACACCCUCAAACUCUUCUUCCUGAAGGAGGGACACAACACGUCCCGGGGCCCCGAGGCUUUCUGGAGGCUCAGCCGGAUCCAGUUCACCUAUGACACCACCGAGCGCACCUACUUCAAGGACGCCGUCAGCCCCGGGAAGCACACGGCCAACUCCCACCGGCUCUCUGCCCUGGUCACCCCGGCUGGGAAGUCCUACGAGUGCCAGGCGCAGCAGACCAUCUCCCUCAUCUCCAGUGACCACCAGAAGUCUGUGCAGCUUCUGCUGUCGGAAGUGCGCAUCCAGCCCUUUGACAUCACUGCGGAUUUUGUCUUCAGUGAAGAACACAAGUGCCCGGUGGACCAGAGGGAGCAGUUAGAAGAAACCCUGCCUCUGAUUUUGGGCCUGAUACUGGGGUUGGUUAUCGUGAUAACCCUCUGCGUUUACCAUAUCCACCACAAGCUGACAGCCAACCAGGUGCAAAUUCCUCGCGACAGAUCUCAGUACAAACAUAUGGGCUAGGGGACAGGAUCGAGCAGCCCGAAUAUUUAUCAGGUAGAAAAAGCAAAAGCACUUUUUUCUAAGGGUGAGGAAAUGUUAAGGGGGGGGGGGGGGCAAAAGACGGUAUUCACAACACCUGAUCGUGGGUAUUUUGUGGGGAUACACACGGUAAGGUUAGGCUUUGGUACGGUCAGUGCGGAGACAUUGCUGUCUCUGCAAGAGACUCAGCAGCUGGUUGUAGGAGGCUGGGGCAGGAGGUGGUAUGAAUACCUUCUUAACCGCUGGGCCCGGCAUCUGCAGACAGAAAUGCUUCACUUAUCAACGUUUAACACUGGGGGCAAAAUUAGCUUGUUAUUUAAGUUAUUUUCCUUCCCCCCCCCGGGAUUCUUAGCUCCCCAGCACGCCGCUCUUGGCAGCGUUCAGCCCUCUCCGUUCACGUCUGUGCAGGGAGCAGGGCUGGGGGACAGAGCCAUUGCGCAGGCUUCACUAAAGGUCCUCUGCUGAAGGGACUCAGACCACAUCCCUGGAGUUUGCACUCAUGUUAAGGAAAGCAUGAAGGCAAUACAGGUGUGUCUGAAAAACUAAAAUAAGGGCCAGAACCUCAAGCUGGUAUAAACUGGAGUAACUCCAGCGCAGCAGAUCGCAGCCAGCUGAGGAGCUGACCCCACACUCGAGGCUGAGCGAGGAAAGUUUGUUUUUGCUUCUUGAGCCACACCUGAGCUAAACUUAAAAAUAAAAAAUAAAAUAAUAGAGUAUUGAUACACCAAUUAUAAAGUGCCAUGCUACUGCAAGUCAACCGAGAAAUGCUUCUGGCUGGACAUCCUGCACGUAUUGUGAUUGUUGUUGAGAUGUUACAUUGCUACCUGCAACUGGUAUUUUCCACAAAGAAACAAAACAAAACAAAAAAAGAAAACAGAAAUGUUAAAGUUACUAUGCAGAUUAUUCAGGUGUAAUCUAAUGUAACAGAAAAAAAUAUAAGGAAACCCUUGAAAUCUGUCCUUAAAUGUAGACCAUUUUUAAAAUGAAUUAAAACAUGUACAUAUA
Grus americana (Whooping crane) is the source of this 2146-nucleotide messenger RNA. It is a transcript of the gene LAMP5, whose product is annotated as lysosomal associated membrane protein family member 5. Lineage: Eukaryota; Metazoa; Chordata; Aves; Gruiformes; Gruidae. Gene Ontology annotation, cellular component: membrane. The record is from RefSeq and is a predicted model, not a curated record. Bases 305 to 1123 code for a protein of 272 amino acids. The transcript is spliced from 7 exons.